AUGUUAUCGGCUGUACCAUGUAACAGAAGGGAAUCCAGUGCAUCCAAUCGUCUCCAGCAAUUACUUUCCGGCUGUUCUGGUGGCGGUCUUGCGGAUUUUCAUUCGAGUAUUGAUCGGAUAAACCUGGACAGUUCCUUACAAUCGCAGUUGGAGAACUCAUCAGCUGGUGAGGAUGGUCUGGCAGCUCUAUCACCUAUCGUGGAAAACAAUUCUGUGAACCAACUCACAGCCACUCAAAAUACUGCAAGUUCCGUUUCGACUGCAUCUACCAAUACUAUUGCAACUGUUACUGCUACUACCGCUGCUGCUGCUGCUGCUGCUGCUACUACCACUACUCCUGCUCCAGCUACCAUUGCCGCCACUACUACUGCUGCCACCUCUGCCACGUCUACUGCUACUGCUACUGCCACUGCUGCUGCUAGUACUCCUGCUGCCACUUCAACUGCUGCUACUGCUUCCACUUCAACUGCUGCUACUGCUUGCACCUCCACCGCUCUCUCUUCCUCAUCAUCUGCUGCAACGGUCACCACUAACCCGGGAGAUGAUGAACAACGAAACCCACAAACGGAAUGUCGUCUGAGAGUUGCAAAUAGGAACCAACGUCAACGUGAUCAGACUGAAGAAGUGCUGCGGUCUUUCUAUGUAACACCAUUCGCCAUUGAUCAAACAGAAGUCGACAUCCUGGAAUACAUCAAAGAGAUUUCGAACGCUGAGAAUUCUACACUUCGCUGUGCCAAGUUAGUUCCGAGAAACAAAAACAUCGAUGAGCUAACAUUCAUCUCCUUCAAGGUGACGGUAUCUGAUGACCUGGUUGCAAUUGGCACCGGCCUGCGGCCAACACCUCAUCAUCGCGUUCACGACACUUUUUGGCGAUGCGGCGGAAUGUGCACUCAUGCUGGGGCGGUUUUCGGAACACGAACCAACGAUUCCGGCGCCAUCCAACAACGCUCGAACGACGUCAGCGUCAUUGGCGAAGAGAUGAAGAAGGAGCCGAUGGUGGAGGUGGUGCUGAUGGUGGCAGAUCAGGAUUAA
Messenger RNA from Ochlerotatus camptorhynchus, 1032 nucleotides. RefSeq lists its product as uncharacterized. Lineage: Eukaryota; Metazoa; Arthropoda; Insecta; Diptera; Culicidae. The coding region runs from base 1 to 1032 and encodes 343 amino acids. The record is from RefSeq and is a predicted model, not a curated record. The transcript is spliced from 2 exons.